AUGACAAUGAAAGAAGCUCCGGAGGGCAAACGAGCCGAGCUUGAGACGCAGGCUUUGAUUGAUGCAGCAUGGGAUUCAUCUACCAUCAAACGGCGGCUGUCUGUUAGUCAGUCACAGCAACCAGAACCCCCGAUAAUACCGCAUACAUCCACUGGCCGACAACAUGCUGCUGCCCAUGAUGAAGCCAUCAGUAUCAAUGCUUUGGAAGCGGAGAGAGAACUCAUUGCCGAGAAGCCUGACAAUAAGGCCGUGCUGGAAGAGAGAGAAACGCAGAAGACAAUCUUUUACCUCGCAUACGGAUCGAACAUGUGUUCCCAGACGUUCCGCAAGAUGCGCAAAGUCACUCCUCUUUCACAAGCGAAUGUCUAUGUACCAAACCUCUGCCUUACUUUCGAUCUCCCCGGAAUUGCGUAUCUCGAACCAUGCUUCGCAGCAACACAAUAUCGUGACCAAAAAACCGGCAUGCCUAUUUACCCUGGCAAACCGCAGAGCCCCAGUGACGGAGGGGACCUAUGGCAUAAACCACUUGUUGGAGUUGUAUACGAGGUUACCAUGAAAGAUUAUGCGCGCAUAAUAGCAACAGAGGGUGGCGGAGCGUCAUAUAUCGACGUUGUCAUCGAUUGCCAUCCAUUCCCCGACGAUUACGAUCCUGCAAAGCCGGUACCUGAUAUACCAGAUACCGAGCCAUUCAAGGCGCAUACCCUUCUCUCACCUGCCACUGCCGGAAAGAGUCAUGACAAUGGAACUGAAAAGGCGUCAUCAAUAUUAAACGCCAGAUUUAACAGGAGUCCUAAUUACGCUCGCCCAUCGCCACGAUACAUGAAGCUUCUCAUCAUGGGCGCAGAAGAACACGAUCUUCCGGCAGAAUAUCGAAAGUAUCUUUCAUCUGUUGAGCCAUAUCGUGUCACUACGGCCAUGCAACGUAUAGGCCAGUCUAUAUUUGGUGUUGUCUGGGUGCCGCCUUUUCUUCUAAACCUGAGGCUCAAUGCAAUUUUUGCCAAUGAAGACGGGAGAGCGCCGCAGUGGCUAGCUACAUUGCAGCGCUACAUCUAUUCAGGGUCGUGGAUAACUUAUGAUUUGGUUUUCAAACAUAUAUUUGGGGAUGGUGAGCGGACGAUACCACCAUACACAGGGUUGAAGAUAGAAUAA
Nannizzia gypsea CBS 118893 is the source of this 1149-nucleotide messenger RNA. RefSeq names its product GliK protein. Lineage: Eukaryota; Fungi; Ascomycota; Eurotiomycetes; Onygenales; Arthrodermataceae. The transcript has a single exon. Bases 1 to 1149 code for a protein of 382 amino acids. The record is from RefSeq and is a predicted model, not a curated record. Gene Ontology annotation, molecular function: gamma-glutamylcyclotransferase activity.